CACCCACUUCACCAAACUACUAGCAGUUACAAUGUUGCAUUCAAGCAUAAGAAAUCACAUUUCCAACAUAACCAUACAUGUCGGCAACCACAACCAGCUGAGCUCGAACACCCACAGGCUGUCUGCGUUUUAGAGAGAAAGAUAGAGAGGGAACUCUAGACUGAGCAUGUAAAACAAAGUCAAUGCUUUAGACUGACAAAGAGACUCGAAAUCGAAGAGAAGUACAGUGUGUGUGUGGGUUUUUCGGGGUGGGAUUCAAUGUUGGUCCAAGAUCGUAUAUCCCCCAAAUCCGCCGAAACCCAGAAGAGAAACCUCCCAAUCCUUCACCCCAAUCGUUUCUCCGAGUCCAAAAACCUUGAUUUCUCCACAUGGGUAUCCGAAAACCUCUACAAAAUUCUCACAAUCCUCUUUCUAAUAGCCACCAUCGCCGCCCUCUUCUUCCUCCGGAAUUCCGGCGACACCGCCACGCUCCUCUGCCUCCAAUCCCAGCAGUCCAAGCACCUCCAGAGCCUCCAAUUCCCCCAAAUCAAUUGGAAUUCAAUUCCACCCAUUUCAGAUAAAUCCACACCCUUCUCGAAUUUCCGAUCCGAGAAGUGGAUCAUCGUCUCUGUUUCGGAUUACCCCUCCGAUUCCCUUCGGAAUUUGGCAAAGAUCAGAGGGUGGCAAGUCUUGGCAGUUGGGAAUUCCAAGACUCCUAAAGAUUGGAGUCUUAAAGGUACUAUCUUUCUCUCUUUGGAAUUGCAAGCUAAUUUGGGUUUUAGAGUUGUUGAUUACUUGCCUUAUGAUUCAUAUGUUAGAAAAACUGUUGGCUAUUUAUUUGCUAUACAACAUGGUGCUAAGAAAAUCUUUGAUGCUGAUGAUCGUGGUGAGGUGAUUGAUAAUGAUAUUGGUAAGCAUUUUGAUGUUGAGUUGGUUGGUGAAAGUGCCAGACAAGAGGUUAUAUUGCAAUAUAGUCAUGAAAAUCCUAAUAGGACUGUUGUGAAUCCGUAUAUUCAUUUUGGCCAACGCUCAGUUUGGCCCAGGGGGUUGCCAUUGGAAAAUGUAGGUGAAAUAGGGCAUGAGGAGUUUUAUACUGAGGUGUUUGGUGGAAAACAGUUUAUUCAGCAGGGGAUUUCAAAUGGCUUACCAGAUGUGGAUUCGGUUUUUUAUUUUACAAGGAAAUCAGGGUUGGAAGCAUUUGAUAUUAGGUUUGAUGAGCGUGCCCAGAAAGUGGCGAUGCCACAGGGUAUAAUGGUGCCACUUAAUUCUUUCAAUACCAUUUAUCAGUCUUCUGCAUUUUGGGGUUUGAUGCUUCCUGUUUCGAUUAGUACAAUGGCUUCUGACGUUUUGAGGGGUUAUUGGGCACAAAGGCUUUUGUGGGAAAUUGGCGGCUAUGUUGUUGUUUAUCCUCCUACGGUUCAUAGGUAUGAUAAAAUUGAAGCGUAUCCAUUUUCUGAGGAGAAAGAUCUUCAUGUGAAUGUAGGUCGUCUGAUUAAGUUCUUGAUUGCAUGGAGAUCGGGUAAGCAUAGAUUGUUUGAAAAAAUCUUGGAGUUAAGCUAUGUGAUGGCUGAGGAAGGAUUUUGGACUGAGAAAGAUGUGAAGUUUACAGCUGCUUGGCUUCAGGACUUGCUCGCUGUUGGGUACCAGCAGCCAAGGCUAAUGUCAUUUGAAUUGGAUCGGCCACGGGCACAAAUUGGACAUGGGGAUCGGAAGGAGUUUAUUCCUCGAAAGCUACCAUCUGUUCAUCUUGGGGUCGAGGAAAUAGGAACGGUGAAUUACGAAAUUGGAAAUUUGAUUCGGUGGAGGAAGAAUUUUGGGAAUGUUGUGCUUAUAAUGUUCUGCAGUGGACCUGUUGAACAUACAGCUUUGGAAUGGAGAUUGCUUUAUGGCAGGAUAUUUAAAACUGUGAUUAUUUUGUCAGAGCAGAAGAAUGUAGAUCUUGCUGUUGAGGAAGGGCAGUUGGACCAUGUAUACAAGCAUCUGCCGGAACUAUUUGCCAGAUACAGCAGUGCAGAAGGGUUCUUAUUCCUCCAGGACAAUACUAUUCUUAAUUACUGGAACUUGCUGCAAGCAGACAAGCUUAAGCUCUGGAUCACGGACAAGGUCUCCAAGUCUUGGACUGCUGUCCCAAUUGAUGGAAACUCAGACUGGUUUAAACAGCAAGCAGAAUUGGUAGAGAAAGUUGUUAGUACAAUGCCAGUUCACUUGCAAGUCAAUUACAAAGAAUCCAUGAAAAAUGACCAGAGCCUUACAAUAUGUAAUUCUGAGGUAUUCUACAUUCCUCGGAAAUUUGUAGCAGACUUUAGUGAUCUUGUAAAUCUAGUGGGCGAUCUUAAUAUCCAUCACAAGGUUGCAAUACCACUGUUCUUCAUGGCAAUGGACUCGCCUCAGAAUUUUGACUCGGUGUUCAAUGCAAUGAUUUAUGAGCAAAAACCGCCUACUAAUUCUUCAACAUUUUAUUCUGCCGAAGUGCCUGCAAUUCACCCUUGGAAUGUGGCCAGUGAGCAGGAGUUCAUAAAGCUGAUUAGAAUAAUGGCAGCGGGUGAUCCACUGCUAAUGGAGUUAGCGUGAAGGUAAAAACAGUUUUUCGACACAAAACAACUUGCUAGGGAGGAGAAAAACAUGUACCACAUAUGUCAACACCAAACUCUGUAUUUGUUUCUUUUUUUUGGUACUAUUCUUUCAAAGGGGAAGGGGUCUUUUGUAGAUUUCUGUUGUAUGAUUGUAAACUGUAGAGGAUUACUUUGUUGAUGCCUUCUCUUCUCAUAGGCAAUUUAAAGCCUCUGAAGAUCUUCAUUCACUUUUUCCUUUGGAAAGGUGAAGAACCCUGAUAUCCAAUGGGAUUGGAUUAAGUACAGCUAGAAACAUUGUUCAUAAUUGUUAAUUUUUCAAACUUUUGCAAGUUUCUCUGUGUUAUAUC
Ilex paraguariensis (yerba mate) is the source of this 2899-nucleotide messenger RNA. The record is from the annotation of a GenBank genome assembly. NCBI's taxonomy places the organism in Eukaryota, Viridiplantae, Streptophyta, Magnoliopsida, Aquifoliales, Aquifoliaceae.